AUGGCGCUAUGCAGAUUCUUCCAGCAGGGCUACUGCAAGUUUGGCAAUAGUUGCCGAUUUGAACAUGUAAAUCCUGGUGGUAACCGCAACCAGCCCUCCUCCAACCGCUUUGGAGCUCCCGGAGGAAACAACUCUAGCGGAGGCGAUGCCACGUUUUCAAAGUACAAUAUAUCGCCCGAUGUCAUUGAGAAGGACUUGACGACCGAAGCACCGCAAUGGAUCCUCUCGGCCUAUGCCCCGGGGCGAGACGCUCCAGACCAGCUCUUUGGAGGAUACCCUCGUGAACAGAGUUUUGAAGAAUUAAGGCUCCAUUAUAUGGUCGGAAAAGCAUCAGGGAACGAGCAACAAGCUUUGACCGAAGCGCAACAACUAUGGCAAAAUGCGAAGCAGCAGAUGGAAAAUGCGGCGCGAAAUCCGAACGAGGCGGCACAAUUCAUCGUUGGAGGAGAAAACCGCCAUCCGAAUAGACUUGAUAUAUGCAGGGAAGGAACACAAGGCGCGCCGUUUGGAGAAUUUCUGGUUGGAAAGAGACCGAAUCCAGCGGUAAACGCAUUUGGAGGAAAUACUUCUAUGGCGACGACGACAAGUUCUUUUGGGCAGCCGUCUGCGCUGGGACAGGCAUCAAAUCCGUUUGGCGCGCCUUCGCAACCUACGUUUGGCCAGCCAUCUCAGCCCACAUCAGCAUUCGGACAACCGACCCAGACAACGUUGGCCUUUGGCCAGCCAUCACAGCCAACAUCAGCUUUUGGCCAGCCGUCUAUGCUUGGGGCCAAGCCUAGUCCAUUUGGUGCUCCAGCGUUUGGCCAAGCACCCCAACCAAAUACCCAGAGCAAUCCAUUUGGCCAGCCACAGGCACAGCAGACCCAAGGAAGUGCUUUCGGCCAAACCAGCCAACUUGGCCAGAAGCCGAAUCCAUUUGGGGCUUCGACGACUGCAGCACCGAGUGGUUUUGCCUCAGCAGGCAACAACGCUACGCCAGCUGCCAACCCCUUUGGCGGCUCAAGUGCUAGCCAAGGCGGCACUACAUCAAGUCCUUUUGGAUCAACCCCCACGAACCAGCCUAACAACGCUCCUAAUCCCUUUGGCCAGCCGACAACUUCAACCGCCUUUGGAAAGCCAUCUGCUCCUGCCGCCAACCCAUUUGGAGCCGCACCACAAGGACCAGCAUCAAAUGCUACCAAUCCGUUUGGCCAACAGCCUUCCCAGCAGCAGUCGGCAUUUGGGGCACCGACAAACCAGAACUCUGGAACGAGCUUUGGGCAGAACAAUGCAGGUUCAUUUGGACAGCAACAACCCAAUGCAAAUCCAUUUGGCCAGCCUCAGGCAAAUGGUGCCCCUUCUCAACCCAAUCCGUUCGGUGCGAAUCAGCAGCCCCAAGCAGCCGCAGGUGGCAACAACCCCUAUCCCCCGAGUAGUAAAAGACAACAUCCACCUGUCGAGAGCUAUAGUUCAAAGUCAAUGGAUGGACGGCUUGUUCAAUUCAAAGGGAAGCCCGUCACUUAUAAAGAUGGUCAACCUGGUAUCAAGGAAUUCAACGGUACCUGGACGCGAAUAUGGUUCCCCAACGGCCCUCCAGGAUACAAUAGGGACACUGAACUAGCUCUGGAGGAAUACAGCGACACAGUAAAGGCGCAAUGGAAUAAAUUUGGACAGACAGGAACAUUUGCCGAUGGGCUAAUGCCAGAGCUACCGCCACCACGAGUAUGCACUCGUUGGGACUUUUAA
Trichoderma gamsii is the source of this 1725-nucleotide messenger RNA. RefSeq lists its product as hypothetical. The transcript has 4 exons. Lineage: Eukaryota; Fungi; Ascomycota; Sordariomycetes; Hypocreales; Hypocreaceae. The record is from RefSeq and is a predicted model, not a curated record. Gene Ontology annotation, molecular function: metal ion binding. The coding region runs from base 1 to 1725 and encodes 574 amino acids.